UCCAACAGUCUCAAGCUCUCCCGACUAAGGCACUGUGAGCGAGAAUGGCCGCGUUGGCAACUCUCUCGACCUUGGUGGCACUGGCCCUCCUCGUGGGAAGCAGCGUUGCCAAGCAGCCCAAUAUUCUCUAUAUUCUGUCCGAUGAUGUUGGCUGGAACGAGGUGUCAUGGCACAACCCGGACAUGAUCACGCCCAACCUGCAAGAACUGGCGGAUGAGGGCGUGGUUCUGGAACACCAUUACACCAACUCGCUCUGCACGCCCUCUCGCUCCGCCCUCAUGACCGGGUAUUACGCCCACAAGCUCGGUCGACAGAGGAUCGUCAUCUACGCAGCCCAGCCCGCAGGACUCACUCUCAACGCCACACUCCUGCCCGAGAGACUGAAGGAACUGGGAUACAACACACACAUCGUUGGGAAAUGGCAUCUUGGAUUCUGCAACUGGGCUUAUACACCGACCUACAGAGGAUUCGACACCUUCUACGGGUAUUAUAAGGCACAAGAUGGCUACUUCUCGCAUUCUCAAUACGGCGGCUUUGACAUGAGGGAUGGUGAGCGGGUCGCUUGGGAGGCCAAUGGGACCUAUAGUAUGUAUCUGUUCGCUGACAAGGCUGUAGAGGUGAUCGAAUCCUACAACGGCAGAGAAGAUCCCUUUUUCCUCUAUCUGGCCACGCAAAAUGUGCACGUGCCUCUUCAGGUCCCCGAGAAGUACACAGACAUGUACCCAGACGAGCCAGACGAGGACAGACGGAGGCUCGUGGCGAUGGUGACGGCCAUGGACGAAGGGGUCGGCCGGGUCAUCCAAGCUCUGAAGGAUAAUGGCCUCUAUGACGACACCAUUAUCGUCUGGACAACGGAUAAUGGUGGAAGGGAGUAUAAAGACAACAACAAGCCCCUCCGCGGCUACAAGGGCUCGCUGUUCGAGGGCGCCACCCGCGUCCCCGCCGUCGUCCGCACGCCCCUUCUGCAAGCCACGCCCAGGGUCUACAACGGCCUCAUGCACAUCGUCGACUGGCAGGACACCCUCCUGGCGGCCGUGGGAGCCCCGGAGGUGGCUGGGGACGACGGCGUGAACCAGUGGGAGGCCCUGAGGUCGCCCCCGUCGGAGCCCCCGUCAGCGCCCGCGCCCAGGACGGAGUUCUUCUACAACAUGGACUUCGUGCCGGGGGUCGGGAUCGAUGGCGGGAUCAGGGUCGGAAAAUACAAGUAUAUGAGAGGCCUUAUGUUGUAUACCAAUGAGACGGGGCCUUGGCUCUUCAAUCUGGAAGAUGAUCCGAACGAGACAACGAACCUGCUGGAGUUCGAACCCGAGAUCGCCCAGGAGCUUCAGGCGAGACUCGAAGCCGAGCUGGACAGCGUGGUGCAGGCGGACAGCAUUCUGCCUUCCUUUAACUCGAAUCCCGCUAACUGGGGCGGUGCUUGGAGUCCCGGAUGGUGCAAUGCCGAAUGAAAAUAACUGAUCGAUGGAAAGAAAAAAGGAGAAAAUAGGGUCGUUAGUGGAUGAUGUUUUGAGGUUAUCGAAAGAUGUUAUGACGUUCGUGAGCCAUGAAUUAUAUUUAGGAUAUUUAAUUGACAAUAGGGACGAUGAUAAUAAUUUGUUGGACAUCAAAGUUACCAGUGUAAAAAUAGCGCAUAAUAGAUUCUAGAACAUAAAGUUUCCAGCGCAGAGAGAGCUGAAAGAAGCUCUUGCACAUCAGAAAUUAAUUAUGAGGUUAAACAGUUGACUGGUGUAUCAAUACGCCGUUUAUGGUGUUUGUUUUGUGCACAUGAGGCAAGGAGUGUAGACAUACAUGCAUACAUACAGCUGAGGUUAUGAGUACUUGAUUAAUGCGUCAAUUAGUUCGAGUGGAAGUUUGAUUUUUAAUAACUGAGUCAAAAUGUGUAAUAAUGAUGAUAAUAACAGUGAU
This is a messenger RNA of Penaeus vannamei (Pacific white shrimp), 1905 nucleotides long. NCBI's taxonomy places the organism in Eukaryota, Metazoa, Arthropoda, Malacostraca, Decapoda, Penaeidae. The record is from RefSeq and is a predicted model, not a curated record.